UUUUUCCUUUGAUAAUGAAGAACAAGARGUGCAGGAAGGACAAGAACAAGACGAAGAAGACAACGAAGAACCUCAAGAAGAUGUGAAACUAGAGGACAUGCCUGCAGAACUCAAAGACGAAGCAGAGAAGGUAAAGCGGGCAUUUCCUCAAAUUUCCAUAGGAAGUUGCAGGGUUCUGAAGAGAUAUGGAUAUUGCAGAAAUGCUAGAAUUUCGCGUUUCUGUAUCAGCACUUGCCGACCAUGCCGUGACCUGUUUUCKUGGAGGAGCUGCCUUCAUGUGAAAACAUACAGGCAAUGUCAUCUAAGCACUGGGCGCUUUUAUUGUCGUAAGACAUGCGGACAUUGUGGUCAAAAACCAUUACCUAUUCAGUGCAAACGUUAUGCCRUAAUCAAUGAUUACACACGAAGGCAAAGCUAUUAUAACCGCAACGCGCCAAGGAAGUGUGACAGCAACUUGGUAGUGCGAUGGUAUCGCUUCCUUGGUGCACAAGGAACUAAUCUCCCGACCAA
This is a messenger RNA of Exaiptasia diaphana, 510 nucleotides long. RefSeq lists its product as uncharacterized. The record is from RefSeq and is a predicted model, not a curated record. Lineage: Eukaryota; Metazoa; Cnidaria; Anthozoa; Actiniaria; Aiptasiidae.